This is a messenger RNA of Megalops cyprinoides (Indo-Pacific tarpon), 606 nucleotides long. RefSeq names its product suppressor of cytokine signaling 2-like. NCBI's taxonomy places the organism in Eukaryota, Metazoa, Chordata, Actinopteri, Elopiformes, Megalopidae. Gene Ontology annotation, cellular component: phosphatidylinositol 3-kinase complex. Gene Ontology annotation, biological process: phosphatidylinositol phosphate biosynthetic process; intracellular signal transduction. The record is from RefSeq and is a predicted model, not a curated record. Bases 1 to 606 code for a protein of 201 amino acids. The transcript is spliced from 2 exons. Gene Ontology annotation, molecular function: 1-phosphatidylinositol-3-kinase regulator activity.
AUGAUUCUGAACCCCGAGAAAUCCCUCAGCCCUGUGGGGGUGGCGGGCACAGGGCUGCGUCUGCGAGGGGGGGGAAGCACUGAAGAUGUGCUGCACCUGGAGAGAGCCAUGACUCACCUGCGAGAGUCGGGCUGGUAUUGGGGCUCCAUCACAGCUGCUCAGGCCAAGGAGGUGCUGGGCGGAGCCCGGGAGGGGUCCUUCCUGCUGCGGGACAGCUCCAGACCGGGCUAUCAGCUCACCCUGUCAGUGCAGACCAGUCUGGGCCCCACGCACCUGCGCAUCGAGUCAUCAGGAGGGACGUUUGGGUUCGACUCGCUGGCGAUGGCCAGGCCCCGCCUCCAACGUUUCAGUGGAGCAGUGCAGCUGGUGCAGCACUACGCCCUGGCCUGUCGCAGCCGACCACACCCCUCAGACUCACCCACACAGGAGGAGGAGGGCUCUGAUAGGCCCCUGCAGCUUCAGCUCACCCGGCCCCUGUAUAGGACCACCCCGAGCCUCCAGCAUCUCUGCCGUAUCACCAUCAACCAGCACUCAGACGCCCGCGGUGACCUCCCUCUGCCCGGUACACUGAGAGCCUUCCUGCAGGAGUACCCCUUCCUACUGUAG